ACUUUCACGUGGAGCGUCAUUCUCUCACCAGAGGGCGCGCUACGCAAGCUUCACUUUCACUUUGUUGUGGAGCGUAGCGUAACGCCCUCUGGUGAGAGAUUGGUGGAGCGUAGCGUAACGCCCUCUGGUGAGAGAUUGCCUUCGUGCUUGCACAUCGGAAGGCCUCGGGAACCAGGGUACGACGGGAAUUAUAACGACAAGCGUAUGGAUGAUCGAGACUAGUCUCGAGAGCGAGAGUCUGGGGAAAGCGAGAUUACCCGUGAAACAUUAGCACGCCGAGACAGUUUUGAUACUACUUCCGGUUGAAAAUACAAAUGGAGUUGGGAGAUGUGUUUGGUGGUGUUUCUAUGUUAUUUGAUGAAUUUGAAAAGGAUAGAGAUUCAUCAACAUUUAUUUCAUUUAACAGAACAAACGAUGGUCAAGAGGAUAGAAGUAAAAUCGUUUUUACAAAAACCGGGUUGCAUGGGAAAUCAACUGAUGAGGAAAGUGAAAAUGAAGGCACGGUAGAGGUUGGUCUGUCGGAAAGUGACUAUUCAUUGAUUGUUCCAGAGGGAAUGUUCAAUGAAUCUGAAGUGAAAGAAAUGAAAUGCGGAAACGAUUCGAAGUUUAAAUUGACUCAUGAAAAAAAUAAAUUUCAAAGAUUUGCAAGUAUUAUUGAUUCUACCAGAUAUGUUCAUGAUGAGGAAAGCCCAGGCUGUCAAAUCAUAUUUCAUAACAACAGGUUUUCAAGAAAAUACCGUCCAGAGAUUGAAAGAUAUAUAUUCAGGCUGAUGGAGAUGGACUCAUGUGAUUCUGAAAUACUGCCUAAUCUGAAAUUGAAGGCAUCCACUCCAACCUGUGUUGAUAUCAAUGGGAAGCUGGAUUCCUCAGUGAAGACAUCAGAGAUGUGGGAAGCACAUGCUAUUAUUGGUGCUAGUCAGUUUCACAGAGAGUGCAUAAUUGACAGGCUUGGUUUCCUUCUGACAGGACAGGACACAUCUCUCACCUAUGGAUGGGAGAUGCCAGUCUAUGAACAAGUUUUCAUAGAAGCAUUGCCAGCAGAUGAAUCAGAGAAGUCUUCAAAACCAGAGAGAAUGAAGCAGAGCUGUUUUAAUUGUGGUGGCAAUCACAGAAUCAAUGAGUGUGCAGAACCAAAAAACUUCCAGAGGAUCAGGGAAAACAAGAACAAGUUUAUGCAGCAGUCACAAAAGCAGGGGUUACAAAGGUACCAUGCAGAAGGGGAGGUGGAUCCAAGAUUUGCUUCAUUUAAGCCAGGGAUCAUUAGUCAUGAUCUACAGAAGGCAUUAGACAUCUCCUCAAAAGAAAUACCACUAUACAUUUAUCACAUGAGACAGCUUGGAUACCCCCCUGGAUGGAUGCAGGAAGCUUUACUUCAAGAUUCAGGGAUAUCUAUAUUUGACAAAGAUGGAAAUGAGGUGUUAGUAACAGGAGAAAUGAUGGAAGACGGAGAAAUAAAGGAUCGUCUCCCAAAUGAAGCUAAUUUAAGCUACACGAGGAUUGAUUUCAAUUCAAGUGUAAAAUGUCAACUGGACUGUCAACAUAAACUGGGGACCUUCAGUCAGAUUGAUCCUGAGAAGAUCAUUGAGUAUCCAGGGUUUACAGUGAAUCCCCCAGAAGGUGUUCAAGAUGAAUAUGAGAAGUGUGGAUCUAUUCCAAUGCAAACCUGUCAACUAGUUUCCACAUUAAGAAAGGACCUGAAAGAUUUGUCCAAAAGCAAGAAAAGGAAAUUGGAAGAAGAGAGAGAGUCUAAAAAGAGGAGUCAAAAGAUGGGGUCAAAAGAAACUGAUAUGGACAUUGAGGAGGAAUCUCCCUCAACAUCUGUCAAUGGUCAUGUGUUUGUUCCACCAUUGCCCGUGGAGACUCCAUCUUCUAAACCACCCUUACCCAAAGACCAUCCACCCCCUACUCCUCCAGCUCCAAAGCUGAGUUUGCCAAAGAUGGCCAGGGAGAUUUCCAUCACUGAAAGAUCGAAGUCCCCAUCACUUGAGGAGUUGGAGAGCCAGUUAAAACUUCUACAGGAUAAGUUAGCUUCAAAUGAGACAGAUGUUGAUCUACAAAUUCUGGAUAGUUGUGGUGCCAGUGAUGAAGAAAACAGCCCUGAAGUUGCUGAACUCUUAAUGUUGAAGGAGAAACUCCUGAAAAGGACUGACUCUAUUUCUUCUAUACAAACAUUUGGCGAGUUAGGUUCUGGGGGAUCGUGUCCUGGUACUCCUCAGCCAACACCUAACACAAAUACCGGUAUGAACUCUGUUGGUAGUUUACAUCAGAGCAAGUCUAUAUCCAAAGAUUAUGGUACCCCCAUCUUGAAGGGACCAAUUGAAUCAUUGCCUGAUUCAUCAAAGUUUGGGGAGGGUAUAGAGGACCACAUUCCAUAUGAAAAUCUACCAGAUGCUACUGGUACAUAUGACAAAAUCAGAGAGCUAAUUAGUAGAGUGAGAACAAUCAAGAAGAAAAGGAAAAAUAAUCAUUGAAGUAUUUUUCUAUCAGAAUAUGUAUGUUGCCAUUUCAUGAUUGUCUGAUUAACUUAAUAGCCAACGAAAAUACAUCUGGUCCAAUAUGUCGUUGACAGCUGCAAUUCAACUGCAAGUGAGUCUGCAGCAAUGAGUUGUCAUUGAAAAUAAUGGGUGAAAAAUAUCUCCAGCACUUUGUACAACUACGAUAAUUUCCUUUUGAUUAACUCUGAAGUGUGUUGCCAAGCAAUCAAUCUUUCUUAGCAAUCAAUGGCAUUAAAAGCUGUAAUAUAUGCACUUAUAUUUGCAUUUCGUCUCAUUCUGGAUACAACUGCUUCUCCAAAACUUGAUUUUCUGUCAUUUUUAAGGUGGUUUUUUUGUGUGUGAAAAUUACGGAACCUUUCAUAUCAUUGAUUAAAGAAUUGAAGUAAAAAUAAA
Messenger RNA from Ostrea edulis (European flat oyster), 2888 nucleotides. Its product is annotated as zinc finger CCHC domain-containing protein 8-like. NCBI's taxonomy places the organism in Eukaryota, Metazoa, Mollusca, Bivalvia, Ostreida, Ostreidae. Gene Ontology annotation, molecular function: RNA binding. Gene Ontology annotation, cellular component: catalytic step 2 spliceosome. The coding region runs from base 315 to 2471 and encodes 718 amino acids. The transcript is spliced from 16 exons. The record is from RefSeq and is a predicted model, not a curated record.